UGCAUUUUUAAAGUGUAAUAUUUUUCUAAUGAAUUGACCUCAAUGUAGAUACACGUUUUAGAGGUUCUUAUUAAUAAUAAAAAGUGUUCAGCAAAAAUGAGGAAGUUUUUAUUUGCGGCUGCCAUAUGUGCGAUUUGCUUAAUUCCCGUAUCAGCUAAACAGGAUUUGGAUUCUGUCGAGAAUAAAACAGAAGUAUUCAGUACAACGACAGAAAAAAAUGAAGAACCUAAACGUAUUUUAGAACUCCCUUAUUUACCAACAGAAGCUAUAACGCCAACACCAACAAAUACCUGUGAACCCAUUCCAAAGCCAAGAAUUUCUGACAUAAAAGACAAACAAGAAAAUGAAGAUGAUGACGAACAAAGUAACGAAAUCCAUUCAAGAGAACGCCGACCGUCUCUUGUCGAAAGAUUAAUCCAUCAUAAAGAUUUUAAGGACGAUAGGAAUAACGACCACGAAGGGAAAGAUCCUGUUCCGUGCACUUGUGGAGUUUUCUUAAGCGGACAGUUCAAGAAAGGGUCAAAAAAGCAACCAAAGGGGUUGCCGGUCUUGACACAGGAAAUGGACACCCCUUUCAUGAAUAAUGCAGUAGGCAACAGACAGUGCACGAACAAGUGCUUAGAAUUGAUCAUCAAGCAUCUACCAAAGAGUAGCGAAAUAAUAUGCGCUACGGUUGACAGAGAACACGUUUUCAAGGAGAGAGCUUACUUAUUCAUAAAAAACCAUACUGACAAAUGGCACGGAACAAAUUUGUCAGCCGGUAGAGAAUUUUGCUGUGAAAAUAAUAUCCCAUACAAAUGUCCUUUAAGUUAAAAUAUCUUGUAAACUUUCUGAAAUGUUAUAGA
Messenger RNA from Diorhabda carinulata, 845 nucleotides. RefSeq lists its product as uncharacterized. The coding region runs from base 97 to 813 and encodes 238 amino acids. The record is from RefSeq and is a predicted model, not a curated record. NCBI's taxonomy places the organism in Eukaryota, Metazoa, Arthropoda, Insecta, Coleoptera, Chrysomelidae. The transcript has 4 exons.